AGUGACAGCUCGCUCCUGUAAAUAACAGCCUGUUCGUACACAUAGCGCAUGUAUUUCAGUGGAAAGUGGAGGCUGCGGUGCGGGUUGAACUGGUGCUGCGGGCCUGACUGGAGCUGCCGCUGGAUUACUCGCUCAGAUCUCAUCCAGUUUCCUCUUGGAUCCACAAACAUCCCGAUCGGCCCUCCAGAGCCUGCAGCCUGCAGCCUGCAGCCCGUCCUCUGGCCGUCCUCCAGGAGCUCCGCCGGCUGCACACACACAGCAGGAUGAGCAGGUCCCGGUCCAGCUGUGAUAAAAAAGCCCCCCAGGCCGGGGUCACCAGGCUGACCCGCAGCUCCACAUCCCAGGCGAGACACGGCAGCCCCGCAGAGCCCCGGGACUCCGGGCCCGGUCCGUACGGAAAGCAGCGCAGGAAGCAGCCGGACUCGGCUCUGGCCCAGGAUCUGAGCCAGAUGAGUGUGAGCGGACAAAACAGCUUAUGUACCAGUGAAGGAAGGACGGGCAGCCCGGUGGGUCAGACCUCGGGGUUCGUUCCUGAUCAGAAGGGCUCAUCUACGUUUCCCGUGAAGCUCCCGUCCCGGGGCGGCCUCGCCUCCGUGGCUCGGCUGGUGAAGCUCGGCCGCUGUAAGAACGUGGUGGUGGUGGCCGGAGCGGGGAUCAGCACGGCCAGCGGAAUCCCAGACUUCAGGACUCCAGGAACUGGUCUUUACGCCAACUUGGAGAAGUACAACAUCCCGUACCCAGAGGCCAUUUUCAACAUCGACUACUUCUCCAACGACCCGCAGCCCUUCUUCUCUCUGGCCAAGGCUCUGUAUCCCGGAGGCCACCGCCCCAACUACAUCCACUACUUCAUCCGCGUGCUCCACCACAAAGGACUGCUGCUCCGCAUGUACACACAGAACAUUGAUGGACUGGAGAAAGUUUGUGGCAUCCCGGAUGACAAACUUGUUGAGGCUCACGGUAGUUUUGAGACCGCUUCCUGUCACCUGUGCUACACCUCAUACCCCGCCGAAGAGGCCAAGGUCGCCAUAAUGAACGACAGCGUCCCCAUCUGCACCUUCUGUGCCGCGACCGUCAAACCCGACGUGGUGUUCUUUGGAGAGGACCUUCCUCAGAAGUAUUUCCUCAGCAACGAAGACUUCCCUAAAGCCGAUCUGCUCAUCAUCAUGGGCACGUCGCUGAAGAUUGAACCAUUUGCCAGUCUGGUGAACACGGUGCGCUCCACUGUUCCACGUCUCCUCCUGAACCGGCACGCGGUGGGUCCCUUUGAAAAGGUCCCGCUGCGGAGAGGAGAUCACAUGGAGCUGGGCGACCUGGAGGUCACGGUCCGGAGGUUUGCUGAAAUGCUCGGCUGGCACAGCGAGAUCGAAGAGCUGAUGAAGACUCAGGAAUCGCUGAGCGUCCCUUCCUCGCAGAGCGGACAGAGGUCGAGGUCCAGACCAGGAGCUCAGAGAGCGGCGAGCAGCGGCAGCGAGGAGACGGACUCGGAGACCGACAGCAAAAGCUCUGCGCCGCCAAGCCCGAACAACUUGAUGCUGCAUUAUUAGCGGCGUGGGACAAGUUGGCGAACGCUCCUCUUCUGGAACUGUUCGGUAAACUCUGCACAUCUAUUAUCGGUUCAGCAUCUAAAAGAUGUUUGUUUUUGUUCAACAGUUCAGGGCAGCAUCCGUCGAGAACCUCUGUAAGAAUGUUUGUCUUGUCAGUCACAACUGAAUGUUUUAUAUGGGCACAGCACUGUAUUUUAACCAGUAUUUAAUAAAGACGUCACUUUCAGCGCUCCUCUUUUCGUCUGCGGGUUCAAAAGAAGACAAGCGGUUUAACUCUCCAGUUUAUUAACUCUCAGUGGAAGCCUCACAACAUAAAAUAACUGCGGUGAUAUUUACAUGAACAGUGUGCAAAAAAGAACAGUUUCAGAGCAGCCUCUCCUCAGAUGGAGAGAAGUGGUCACCAUGCAGGAUGUAAAAAAAAAAAAAAAAAAAAAAAAAAAAAAGCUAAAUAGAUGAGUU
Salarias fasciatus (jewelled blenny) is the source of this 2003-nucleotide messenger RNA. RefSeq names its product NAD-dependent protein deacetylase sirtuin-3. NCBI's taxonomy places the organism in Eukaryota, Metazoa, Chordata, Actinopteri, Blenniiformes, Blenniidae. The coding region runs from base 264 to 1544 and encodes 426 amino acids. Gene Ontology annotation, cellular component: nucleus. The transcript is spliced from 8 exons. Gene Ontology annotation, molecular function: histone deacetylase activity, NAD-dependent; NAD+ binding. The record is from RefSeq and is a predicted model, not a curated record.